Messenger RNA from Trichechus manatus latirostris (Florida manatee), 1777 nucleotides. RefSeq names its product sirtuin 7 (gene SIRT7). The record is from RefSeq and is a predicted model, not a curated record. The transcript is spliced from 10 exons. Bases 28 to 1227 code for a protein of 399 amino acids. Lineage: Eukaryota; Metazoa; Chordata; Mammalia; Sirenia; Trichechidae. Gene Ontology annotation, molecular function: histone H3K18 deacetylase activity, NAD-dependent; NAD+ binding. Gene Ontology annotation, cellular component: nucleus; chromatin.
AAGCGGAAGCGCGGGUGCCGGGGAGCGAUGGCAGCCGGCGGUCUGAGCCGCUCGGAGCGCAAGGCUGCGGAGCGGGUCCGGAGGCUGCUGGAGGAGCAGCAGCGGGAGCGCCUCCGCCAGGUGUCCCGCAUCCUGAGGAAGGCGGUGGCCGAGCGCAGCGCGGAGGAGGGCCGGCUGCUGGCCGAGAGCGAGGACCUGGUGACGGAGCUGCAGGGCCGGAGCCGGCGGCGCGAGGGCCUGAAGCGGCGCCAGGAGGAGGUGUGCGAUGACCCAGAAGAGCUGCGGAGGAAAGUCAAGGAGCUGGCCAGCGCCGUCAGGAACUCCAAAUACUUGGUUGUCUACACAGGCGCGGGGAUCAGCACGGCAGCUUCCAUCCCAGAUUACCGGGGCCCCAACGGAGUGUGGACGCUGCUGCAGAAAGGGAGAAGCGUCAGUGCCACUGACCUGAGUGAGGCCGACCCAACCCUCACCCACAUGAGCAUCGCCUGCCUGCACGAGCAGAAGCUGGUGCGGCACGUGGUGUCUCAGAACUGCGACGGGCUCCACCUGCGGAGUGGGCUACCCCGCACGGCCAUCUCUGAGCUGCACGGGAACAUGUACAUCGAGGUCUGCACCUCCUGCAUCCCCAACCGGGAGUACGUGCGGGUGUUCGAUGUGACGGAGCGCACUGCCCUGCACCGACACCAGACAGGCCGGGCCUGCCACAGGUGCGGGGCCCAGCUCCGCGACACCAUCGUGCACUUUGGGGAACGGGGCACUCUGGGGCAGCCGCUGAACUGGGAGGCGGCCACCGCAGCUGCCAGCAAAGCAGACACAAUCCUGUGCUUGGGCUCCAGCUUAAAGGUCCUGAAGAAGUACCCGCGCCUCUGGUGCAUGACCAAGCCCCCCAGCCGACGGCCCAAGCUCUACAUUGUGAACCUGCAGUGGACACCCAAGGACGACUGGGCCACCCUGAAGCUGCACGGCAAGUGUGAUGACGUCAUGCAGCUCCUCAUGGGCGACCUGGGCCUGGAGAUCCCCACCUACAGCAGGUGGCAGGACCCCAUCUUCUCCCUGGCGACCCCCCUGCGUGCUGGUGAAGAAGGUAGCCAUAGCCAGAAGCCGCUAUGCAGAAGCAGAGAAGAGCGGCCGGGUGACCAGGGUGCCCCGCCCGGCCCAGCCCCCAUUUGCAGGGGCUGGUUGGGCAGGGGCUGCGCCAAGCGCACAAAGAGGAAAAGAGUCACGUAGCCUGGUGCUCAGAGACGAACACAAGUGGCACUUUGCAAAUGGCCAGAACUCUUAUUCAGGGUGAGGGUCACCGUGGAAGGUCUGGGUUGUUCCCCAGGUCUGGUGAGGAGAAUCCUUGCGGGUGACGUUUUUAGCCAUUUACCCGUCUCUGGGAAGCUGCAUCUCCUGGCCCCUUGCACUGCUCUGGGUGUCCCCGACACGGGCUUGACUGUGGGGACCCCUCCCACCCCCUGGCCCCUAGGUCCAAGAAGAGAGGGUGUUUCACACCUGGCUGCCUUACCUCAGUCACCAGGAUAGUCUCAGGAACCAGCCCUCUUUCUACUACUUCUCAAGAAUUAACUUUCUAGGAACCCCUUCGGUUGGGUGUGUGGCAAGGGGAUGGUUUCCAGCCCUGGCCCUCAGCAGCCCUUUUUAUUGUUAUUAUUAAACAUCUCUGCACUGUUCUCAUCGUCACGAGUGACUGCUGCGCGGUGGCGGUGGACGCGGGCGCGGGAGGGACCUCGGGCGUGGACUGGCAUGUGCCCGCUGUUUAAGCAGAACCCCUCCCUUG